AUGCAAUUCUCGCCAAAGACAUCCAAGCCGUUGACCUGGCUAAUCACAGGUUGCUCUUCAGGCCUCGGUCUACAGCUGGCCCGACACGCCCUCGCUGCCGGCCAUCAUGUGAUUGCCACAUCCCGCACACCAUCGAAAACGCCUGAGCUGGUGCAAGAAGUCGAGUCGGCGGGGGGCCGCUGGCUAAGCCUGGACGUCACCUCACCUCUAUCGGCCGAGAUCAUCACGGCGCUCGAGGAGGGCGGCACACAGAUUGACGUCCUGGUCAACAGCGCCGGGGUAGCCAAGGCGGGGCCCGUCGAGGCCUUUAGCGAGGAGGAAAUCCGGGAGCUCAUGGAGAUAAACUUUUUCGGCCCUUACCGGCUGAUGCGCACCAUGGUGCCGUUCAUGAGGGCGCGGAGGAGCGGCGUUAUAGUCAACCUCAGCAGUGGGUCCGGACUCCAGGCCCGGGAGACGCUGGGGGCGUAUGGGGCUAGCAAGAGUGCACUGGACAACAUCACGACGACAUUGGCUAGGGAGGUGGCUGACUUUAAUGUCCGCGUUCUGCUCGUCUACUUGGGCUCCUUCAAUACGCCAAUGGCGUCGCAUGUGAACCUGGCGGGAAAGCCGCUGGAUGCAGACUAUGACGGCACUGUGCUGCAAAAAUACUAUGAUGUUUUCAAGUCUAAAAACAUGCCAAUCAAAGGAGACCACGAAAAGGCCGUCAAGGCCAUCUACGAGGUGGUUGUCGGCGAGGGUAUCGGGGCAGGCUGUGAAAAGGAGGUGCGAAUGGUCCUGGGUAAGGACUGCGCCGUGAGAGUUGGCGAGGUUCAGGAGAAUUUGAAGCACAUGAUGGGUGUUUUUGGAGACAUUUGCAACAAUGUUAACAUCGACGAAGCAUGA
Molecule: messenger RNA, 882 nt
Organism: Pestalotiopsis fici W106-1
Lineage: Eukaryota; Fungi; Ascomycota; Sordariomycetes; Amphisphaeriales; Sporocadaceae
Exons: 2
Coding region: 1-882 (293 amino acids)
Molecular function (GO): oxidoreductase activity
Source: RefSeq, a predicted model, not a curated record